CACGGCUGGGCCCGGCCGCCGCGAUGCCCAGUCCCCGGAGGAACAUCGAGGGCCGCCCGCUGGGCGCCGCGGUCUCCAGCAGCAACAGCAGCCCGGGCAGCCCGGCCCACGGCAGUGGCGGCGGCGGGGGCAGCAGGUUCGAGUUCCAGUCCCUGCUGAGCAGCCGCCUCUCGGGCGCAGACCCCAGCUGCGCCCGGCUCCGCGCAUCCGAAAGCCCCGCGCCGCGCCGGGGCUCCUUCCCCUUGGCCGGCUCCGGCCCCCAGCCCGCGUCCUCGGCCUCGCUGCCCGACGAGGACCGCAUGGACCUGAACCCCUCUUUCCUGGCCAUCGCCCUGCGCUCCCUGCUGGCCAUCGACCUGUGGCUCUCCAAGAAGCUGGGCGUGUGCGCCGGGGAGAGUUCGUCCUGGGGCAACGUCAGACCCCUGAUGAAGCUGCUGGAGAUCUCGGGCCACGGCAUCCCCUGGCUGCUGGGCACCGUCUACUGCCUGUCGAGGAGCGACAGCUGGGCCGGGCGCGAGGUGCUGAUGAACCUGCUCUUCGCCUUGCUCUUGGACCUGCUGCUGGUAGGCCUGAUCAAGGGGCUGGUCCGAAGGCGCCGGCCCGCCCACAAUCAGAUGGACAUGUUCUUCACCGUCUCUGUGGACAAGUACUCUUUCCCCUCGGGCCAUGCCACUAGGGCUGCCAUGGUGUCCAGGUUCAUCCUGAACCAUCUGGUGCUGGCCAUUCCCUUGAGGGUGCUGGUGGUCCUGUGGGCUUUCAUUCUGGGCCUCUCCAGGGUCAUGCUGGGGCGACACAACGUCAGUGACGUGGCUUUUGGCUUUUUUCUGGGCUAUAUGAAUUACAGCCUUGUGGACUAUUGCUGGCUCUCACCACACAAUGCUGCGGUCCUCUUUGUGUUUUGGAACCAAGAAUGACACCAACUUUUUUCAUGAUGGCACCAGUACAUUUUCCAUAUAAGAUGAUGCCGACACAAACCAGCAUCCAUCGAGUUGGCCCCUCUUAAGACAGUUAAGGCACCUUUGGGGUUGGGAUUUUGGGGUGUCAUAACUACUUGAAAAAGAGAUCCCUCUUUAUUGUAUUCUAUUAGAUCCAUUAACUUUAUAUCUCUGUGAUGCUGCAAAGAAACCAAGCUGGGGGUGAUUAUAAUCUUUACUUUUUUUUUUUAAAACAGUUGACAUCAGUAAAAUUUGUGUUGUAGAAAUCCCAUAAAUCAAUAUAUGCUUAUAAAUUGAACUUUGAAAAAACAUUCUGUAAGUAUACAUGCAGAUGACCAUUAUUAAUCCUAUUCUCCCUGAAGUAGAUUUAAUAUUUUAAGUGCAAAGACAAAUGUUUCUCAAUUUAUUCCCUGACUAUCUAUUGCUACAUUAGAGGAUAUUUCUUAAUCCUGAUUUUCUUGGUUAGUUUGUCUUUUCCAUCUUUGCAGAUUGGGUGCAAAUAGAGAUUUGAGUAUUUGCCUUUUUUCCUUUGCCUCUUCAAAAGGCCUUUAAAUAUUUUUCAUUUCUCUCUAAUACAGUAUUUUAGCAUUUAGAAGCCAAAUCAAGAACUUAAUGAGGAAGCACUUACAAACUGGGCUUAUCUAGAAAAGAAAGUAUGGGACUGUGGCCUCCUGUCUAAGUCUGUUGACAAUUAAUAGCCUGGCUUGACAUGAAAGAAAAGCUAAGUCGCUAGAGAGGUCAAUAGAAAGGAAAGCAUAGUGGUUGUAAAACUGGUCCUUUGUAUCAAUGGACCAACAAGAAUGGAGAAGGGUCCUACUAUCUUUCAUUUCUACUGAAUAGUGUUUCCUCUAUUGAAGUAAUUGUAUGGGAAAAUACCAUGUGUCUUUGUGAUGUCAGAGUUUAAAUUAAUCUCAUAUUCCUAGAGGAUGGUCCUAUAUUUUAAUGUCUUUUCAUAUAGAAUUCUAUUUCCUAUAUAAAGCAAAGUUAGAGUCACUGUAUUUAACUUGAAAUUCAUCAGAGAA
This is a messenger RNA of Suncus etruscus (white-toothed pygmy shrew), 1957 nucleotides long. It is a transcript of the gene PLPP6, whose product is annotated as phospholipid phosphatase 6. Gene Ontology annotation, molecular function: sphingosine-1-phosphate phosphatase activity. The transcript has a single exon. Bases 24 to 914 code for a protein of 296 amino acids. Lineage: Eukaryota; Metazoa; Chordata; Mammalia; Eulipotyphla; Soricidae. The record is from RefSeq and is a predicted model, not a curated record.